Vidua chalybeata is the source of this 11872-nucleotide messenger RNA. RefSeq names its product microtubule associated protein 1B (gene MAP1B). NCBI's taxonomy places the organism in Eukaryota, Metazoa, Chordata, Aves, Passeriformes, Viduidae. Gene Ontology annotation, molecular function: microtubule binding; actin binding. The transcript is spliced from 8 exons. Gene Ontology annotation, biological process: dendrite development; axonogenesis; regulation of microtubule depolymerization. Gene Ontology annotation, cellular component: microtubule; dendrite; neuronal cell body. The record is from RefSeq and is a predicted model, not a curated record. The coding region runs from base 1 to 7392 and encodes 2463 amino acids.
AUGGCCACCGUAGUGGUGGAAGUGGACUCGGAGCCCUCCUGCAGCAUCCCUAACCCGACCUCCACCUCGCCCAGUCUCUCGCACCGCUUCCUAGACAGCAAGUUUUACCUGCUGGUGGUCAUCGGCGAGCUGGUGACCGAGGAGCACCUGCGGCGGGCCAUCACCAAUAUCGAGCGAGGAAUCCGAUCAUGGGACACAAACUUGGUCGAAUGCAACUUGGAUCAAGAACUGAAACUUUUUGUGUCUCGCCAUUCAGCUCGAUUCUCUCCUGAAGUUCGAGGUCAGAAGAUUCUUCACCACAGAAGUGAUGUCUUAGAAACUGUGGUCCUCAUCAAUCCCUCAGAUGAAGCAGUUAGUACUGAGGUGCGCUUAAUGAUCACAGAUGCUGCAAGGCACAAGCUCCUGGUUCUAACUGGUCAGUGUUUUGAAAAUACAGGAGAACUCAUUCUUCAGUCAGGGUCCUUCUCCUUCCAGAACUUCAUUGAGAUCUUCACAGAUCAAGAGAUUGGUGAAUUGUUGAGCACCACACACCCUGCUAACAAAGCCAGUCUAACUCUUUUCUGCCCUGAGGAAGGGGACUGGAAAAAUUCCAACCUUGACAGACACAACCUUCAAGACUUCAUUAACAUUAAACUCAACUCAGCUUCCAUAUUGCCUGAGAUGGAAGGACUCUCUGAAUUCACAGAGUAUCUGUCAGAAUCAGUAGAAGUGCCAUCACCUUUUGACAUUUUGGAACCUCCAACCUCAGGAGGUUUCUUGAAGCUCUCCAAACCCUGCUGUUACAUUUUCCCAGGGGGAAGAGGGGACUCUGCAUUGUUCGCAGUGAAUGGAUUCAAUAUGCUUAUCAAUGGAGGAUCCGAAAGAAAAUCUUGUUUUUGGAAACUUAUCCGGCACUUGGACAGGGUAGAUUCCAUUCUGCUCACUCACAUCGGAGAUGACAAUCUGCCAGGAAUCAAUAGCAUGCUUCAGCGAAAGAUAGCUGAACUGGAGGAGGAACAGUCUCAAGGGUCUACUACCAACAGUGACUGGAUGAAAAAUCUGAUCUCACCUGAUUUAGGAGUUGUGUUCCUUAAUGUACCUGAGAACCUGAAGAACCUGGAUCCUAAUUUCAGAGUAAAAAGGAGUGUAGAAGAAGCUUGUUUUACUCUCCAGUAUUUAAAUAAAUUGUCUAUGAAACCAGAACCUCUCUUCAGAAAUACAGGAAAUACCAUUGACCCUAUCAUUUUAUUUCAGAAAAUGGGAGUUGGCAAACUUGAGAUGUAUGUGCUUAAUCCUGUCAAAAAUAGCAAAGAGAUGCAAUAUUUUAUGCAGCAGUGGAGUGGUACUAACAAGGAUAAAGCUGAAUUCCUGCUACCAAAUGGCCAAGAGCUAGACAUUCCAUUAUCCUAUUUCACCUCUGUCUCAUCCCUGAUUGUGUGGCAUCCAGCUAAUCCUGCAGAAAAAAUAAUCCGAGUUCUCUUUCCUGGAAACAGCACCCAGUAUAAUAUUCUAGAGGGACUAGAAAAACUCAAACACUUGGACUUCCUUAAACAACCAAUGGUUACACAAAAAGACCUAACUGGGAACAUUGCUAGUCCAGCUGUGAAACAAGCGAAAUUGAAACAACGAACAGAUAGCAAGGAGAGUCUGAAGCCUGCUGCAAAGACACCACCAAAUAAGCCUGUCAGAAAGGAAUCUAAAGACGAAACAUCAGAGCCUGUGAAGCCUAGUCCACUACCAGAAAAGCCUCAGAAGCUGGAAAGCAAAGAAAAAGUUCCAGUUAAAAAAGAAAAACCAGCAAAAGUAGAGACCAAACCAAUAACGGUGGAAAAAGACAUAGCAAGUAAGGAAGAACAACUAGUGAAAUCUGAAAUUCCUGAAAAACAAAGUACAGAUGUAAAACCAAAAAUGUCAAAGGAAAAGACAGUGAAAAAGGAAGUCAGAGCAAAACCCGAAGAAAAGAAAGAGGACAAAGAAAAACCAAAGAAAGAGAUUUCUAAAAGAGAAGAGAAAACACCCAUCAAAAAAGAGGAAAAACAAAAAAAAGAAGAUAUCAAGAAAGAAGUUAAGAAAGAGGUGAAAAAGGAAGAGAAGAAGGAAACUAAGAAGGAAAUAAAGAAAGAAGCUUCAACAAAAGAAGCUAAAAAAGAAGCUAAAAAAGAAGAGAAGAAGGAAAUAAAGAAGGAAGACAAAGAAGCCAAAAAGGACAUCAAGAAGGUUCCUAAAGAAACAAAGAAGACAGCUACUCCUUCAAAUGAAGCCAAAAAAACAGCAGCAAAGCCUAAGCCACAAAAGAAGGAGGAACCUGCUAAAAAAGAAGCAAUACCUGCUGGAAAGCCAAAGGAAAAAGGAAAAGUAAAAAGUGUGAAGAAGGACCUAAAAGUCAGUGGAGCACAAGCUGCCCUUGCAGCAGUUGGAGCCACAACUGUAGCAGCUGCAGAAAUUACAGCCGGUGGAAAGGAGCUUGAAGCAGAGAGAUCCCUUAUGUCUUCACCAGAGGAUUUAACAAAGGAUUUUGAGGAAUUAAAAGCUGAAGAAGUAGAAACAAUAAAAGAAACAAAAUCUCAAGUUGCACUUAUAAAGGAUGAUCUGAAACUCACUGGUACAGUACAAAAAGACACCUUUGAAGUACAAAAAGAAAAAAUGGAUAAUGAAGGACCUGCUGAGUCAUCUGAUGAAGGCAUAACUACCACAGAAGCUGAGGGUGAGUGUGAACAGACACCUGAAGAAUUGGAGCCUGUGGAAAAACACAAAGUAGAUGACAAUGAAAAGUUUGAAGAUGAGGGAACUGGCUUGGAAGAAUCAUCUGAAGCAGAUUAUGAAGAAAAGGCAGAGACAGAAGAAGCUGAAGAACGAGAUGAAAAUGAAGUAGAAAAAACACAACUAGAUACCACAAAACCAUAUAUGGAAGAACCAAGAAAAAUUCCAGGUGGCUCAGAAAAAAUAAUGACUCAAGUAGAUACUAUCAUAAAAGACGAAAAGUAUGUUGAAAAGGCAGAUUAUGAGACAUCCGAUGAACGAGCUGAAGAAGACGGGGAAGAAGCAAUAGAAAAGGCAGAAACUGAAGAGACUGAAGAAGAUGAGGAAGACAAAGCAGAAGACAUCAGAGAUGAAGAGGAAACUGAAAAAACGGAAGCUGAAGAAGAUUACGUGAUCUCUGUGGUAGACAAAGCUGCAGAAUCUGGUGAAGCCGAGGAUAAGUAUGGCUUACUCAUAAUUACACCAAUUAAACGCUCAGAGUCUCAGUCUCCAGUGAUUGAACCAGCUUCUUCUAUCCAUGAUGAGACACUACCUGGUGGUUCAGAGAGUGAAGCCACUGUUUCUGAUGAAGAAAAUAGAGAAGAUCAACCUGAGGAAUUCACUGCUACUUCAGGUUACACACAGUCCACCAUUGAAAUAUCCAGUGAACCAACUCCAAUGGAUGAAAUGUCAACACCCCGAGAUGUCAUGAGUGAUGAAACUAACAAUGAGGAAAGCGAGUCACCCUCUCAGGAAUAUGUGAGCAUUACCAAGCACGAGACAUCACUGUACUCUCAAGAGUUCAGCAGACCUAAACUUUCUCCACUUCCAGAUGCUUUUAAUGGGUUAUCUGAAGGAUCCAAAACAGAAGCCACAGAAGGUAAGGAUUAUAAUGCCUCAGCUUCCACCAUCUCACCACCCUCUUCAUUAGAAGAAGACAAAUUCUGCAAAUCUGCAUUCCAAGAUGUAUACCGGCAAAGAGAAAGUGAAAUCCAAGGCACUGACAAAUUAGAAAUCAAAGAACCCUAUCAAGAAUAUGGUGGAAAAUAUAGUUCAGCCAAGAGUCCAGCUGACAGUUUGUCCCCUCCAUCGCCUGUUGCCAAAACACCACUGAGUGAACGCAGUGUGAAUUUUUCGCUCACUCCUAAUGAGAUCAAGGUUCCUUCUGAGUCUGUCCCCACUGCUAAAUUGCCUGAUGUACACCAAGAAGUUGCUGAAGAGCACUGUGCAAGCCCUGAAGAUAAAACAUUAGAAGUAGCAUCCCCAUCACAGUCUGCUGCUGGUAGUGCUGGCCACACACCUUAUUAUCAGUCUCCCACUGAUGAAAAGUCCAGUCAGCUUCCCUCUGAAACCAGUGAAAAGUCAACAGAAGCUCCUGUUAGCUUUGAGUUCAGUGAAGUCAAAGAUGAGUCUGCGAAAUGCAGAAUAAGCCCUAUGGAUGAGCCCGUACCAGAUUCAGAAUCUCCUAUUGAAAAGGUUCUCUCGCCUCUGCGGAGUCCUCCACUGAUAGGGUCAGAGACCACUUAUGAUACAUUUUUGAGUGCUGAUUUAAAGUCUCCCACCAGAGAUUAUGGAAGUCCUUCUGAGGGGAAACCUGAAAAAGACAAAUCACCCAUUCAGAUGAGCCCAGCUUCUGAAGCAAGUUCUGUGGGCCUCUUCCAAGAAAAACAAGAUGAAAAAAGCAUGGAAUUCAUGGUAAUUAAGGAAGGCUUCAGCCUGGAAAGGAAAAUGGAGGAUACAGAACCCAGCAGCUCCCAGUCUUCACUGGUCUUGGAUGAGCGGAAGUUAGCAGGUGAUCUCUCACCAACUCAAAUAGAUAUCAGUCAGUUUGGUUCUUUAAAAGAAGAUACCAAAAUGUCAAUUUCUGAAGGCACUGUCUCUGACAAGUCUGCAACUCCCGUUGAUGAGGUUGUUGCAGAAGACACCUAUUCCCAUAUAGAAGGAGUAGCUUCUGUCUCUACAGCAUCUGUUGCCACUAGUUCAUUUCCAGAACCAACUACUGAUGAUGUAUCUCCUUCUUUGCAUGCUGAGGUUGGUUCUCCCCACUCUACUGAAGUUGAUGAUUCCCUUUCAGUGUCAGUUGUACAAACACCAACAACUUUUCAGGAAACAGAAAUGUCUCCAUCUAAAGAAGAGUGCCCAAGGCCUAUGUCAAUUUCUCCACCGGAUUUUUCACCUAAAACUGCAAAAUCAAGAACACCAGUGCUUGAUCACAGAUCUCCUGAGCAGUCAGCUAUGCCAGUAGAAUAUGGUCGGGAGUCACCUGAGCAGUCUUUAGCAAUGGAUUUUAGCAGGCAGUCUCCAGAAUAUCCUGCUGUAGGCACUAGUGUACACCAUAUAUCUGAAAACGGACCAACGGAAGUAGAUUACAGCCCUUCCGAUAUACAAGAGUCUCCUUUUGCACAGAAGAUUUCACCUGUGGAACAGUCAUCUUACUGUCAAGAGAAAGAUAUUUCAGAAAUUAUUUCAGUUUCUCAAAUUGAAGCUUCAUCCUCAACUUCAUCAGCUCAUACACCUUCCCAGGUAGCUUCACCACUGCCAGAGGAAACUUUUUCAGGUGGUGUUCCACCCAGAGAGAUGUCACUGCAUUCUUCUUUUACCUCAGAAAAGGUACAGACCCUGGGAGAAAAGCUGUCACCAAAAUCUGACCUGUCUCCACUAACUCCAAGGGAAGCUUCUCCCCUGUAUUCUCCUACUUUUCCAGAUUCACCUCCUGCAAUCACAGAAGCAGUGUCAGCUCGUCACACACCUUUGUUGUCACAGCGAGUGUCUUCUGUCACAGCCUUUGGUUAUCAGGAACCCCUAUCAAAGCACAGUCCAGAGCCUUUACUCAGCCCAGAUAAAGAAGAUUCAGAGAAAAGCAGCAGGUCACCAGAAGAACUUAGUUAUUCAUAUGAGGCCAGAGAGAAAACUACGAGGUCACCAGAGAAUAUCAGCUAUUCCUAUGAAGCAGUUGGAAAAUCUACCAGAUCACCUCAAGGCAUGGAUUAUUCCUAUGAGACAAGCAGAAAAACUACUAGGUCUCCUGAGACCACAGAUUAUUCCUAUGAGAUAACCAGGAAUACUACUAGGUCACCCGAGGUUACAGACUAUUCAGAUGAGAUAAUUGCAAAAAAUAUGAGGUCAACUGAGGUCACAGCUUAUUCUUAUCAGGUAACAGGGAAGACCCCCAGGUCACUAGGGGCCACAGAUUAUUCUUAUGAAACAGCUAGGAAAACCACCAAAUCACCUGAAGCCACAGAUUAUUCCUAUGACUUAACUGGGAAAGCUACCAGAUCACCUGAUACUAUGGAUUAUUCCUAUGAGACAACAAGGAAAACCUCAAAGUCACCAGAAGCUGUUGGCUACUGCUAUGAGACAACUGGGAGAACCACCAGGUCAUCAGAGGCCAUUACUUACUCUUAUGAGACAACUGAGAAAGCCUACAGUUCACCUGAAGCCACAGAUUACUCAUUUGAGACAACUGGGAGAGCUACCACUGGGAGUAAAUCAUUAGCAGAAUCCCGUCAAGAUGUUGACUUAUGCCUUGUGUCCUCUUGUGAAUAUAAGCAUCCCAAAACUGAACUUUCACCUUCAUUUAUCAACCCAAAUCCCCUUGAGUGGUUUGCAAGUGAAGAACAGUCUCAACAUCAAGAGAAGCCAUUAACUCAGUCUGGGGGAGCUCAGCCUCCUUCUGGGGGAAAGCAGCAAGGGCGGCAGUGUGAUGAAACUCCUCCCACAUCUGUGAGUGAGUCUGCCCCAUCUCAGACCGAUUCGGAUGUUCCCCCGGAGACGGAGGAAUGCCCUUCCAUCACUGCAGAUGCUAACAUUGACUCAGAAGAUGAGUCAGAAACCAUUCCAACGGACAAGACAAUUACAUACAAACACAUUGAUCCACCACCUGUCCCAAUGCAGGAUCGCAGCCCUUCCCCCAGGCAUCCUGAUGUUACCAUGGUUGAUCCAGAGGCUCUGCCAGUUGAACAGAAUUUAGGCAAACCUUUGAAGAAGGACCUCAAAGAAAAGACAAAGACAAAAAAGCAGGGUACAAAGACCAAGUCAUCUUCUCCUGUUAAAAAAAGUGAUGGUAAAUCAAAACAAGUAGCUUCACCAAAGCCAGCUACAAAAGAAUCUUUAGACAAAAUUUCCAGAACAGCUUCUCCAAAAAAGAAGGAAUCUGUGGAGAAGACAACCAAAAAUAUCUCUAAUCCAGAGGUAAAGUCUCGAGUGGAAGAGAAAGAUAAGGAUACCAAGAAUGCAGCAAAUACAACAACAUCCAAGUCAGCAAAGACUGCAACCACAGGACCUGGGAAUACUAAGGUGGCAAAAUCGACAGCAGUGCCUCCAGGACCUCCAGUGUAUUUGGAUCUGGUGUACAUUCCCAACCACAGCAAUAGCAAGAAUGUUGACGUUGAGUUUUUCAAGAGGGUGCGGUCAUCCUACUAUGUGGUGAGCGGGAAUGAUGCUGCGGCCGAGGAGCCAAGCAGGGCUGUUCUGGACUCCCUGCUGGAGGGCAAGGCACAGUGGGAGAGUAACAUGCAGGUGACUUUAAUCCCAACCCAUGACUCAGAAGUGAUGAGGGAAUGGUAUCAAGAGACCCAUGAGAAACAGCAGGAUCUCAACAUCAUGGUUUUGGCAAGCAGCAGCACUGUUGUUAUGCAAGAUGAAUCUUUUCCUGCAUGCAAGAUUGAACUGUAAAAACAAGGCUGUGCAUCACAAGAUUCAACUUUGUUUCCAGAAAUUCUUCAGUUUGAAAACACCUUUCCUGAAAAUUCAAGUCAUCUCUUUCAACUGCUGAACUAUAUACCUGCCAAAUGCUAUACUGUGUCACAGUGAUGCAAGUCACUAAUAUUUUUCAGUCUUUGUUGGUUGCUAAGGGAAAUAACAGUAUUCCCAUAGUAGAGUACAAAUUACCGCGAAAAUACAGAUCCAGUUGCAUCAACGUUUUGAAACCAUGCACUAGCAACCCCAAUUGACUUUUGCCAGGUAGAGGUAUUUGCCCUCUAAAGAAACACAAAGAAAGAGAGAGAGGGGUAGGAGGAGAAAGUAGUUAAUUAUUAGGUCUGCAUUAGUCGCAUGGCAAUAGAUGUAUCGCUUACUACAGUCUGCUUAUGUUCUCACAUGAGAAGAAAGUUUUAAAUUUUUAUCAAUAUGAGCUAUCACUAUGGGGAUCCUUUUUUUAAAGAAUUAAGUUAGCUCAAAUAUAAAAAGAAAGAGAACAUGGCUAGGAAGGGAUGUAUGACCUAAUCACUCAUCAGCAGCUUUUCACUUUAAUUUGAACUCUGCAUACUGACACAAUGUAACAAUCAUAGGCCAAAUAUGCAUGUAGCCUGUACCCCAUCCAGAAGUCUAAAACCUUUCUUACAACAUACAGAAUUGUUGGUCUAAGGCAUGCUUCCAGCGAAAGCCCGCUCACUCCAGCCAGAACUGACCAGUCCACAUGCUUGAACACCCAUGUCCACUGUCGAUUAACUGAAGCAAAAUACCAAAGCGGUCGGGAGUACAUACAGUAGACAAUUUGCCUUAGAAAGUGACUUGAAUGUACAAAGAAACUUGAUGCACUUAUUUUUUAAUGCUGAGACAGCAAAUUUAUAAAACAUCUGUGUAGGAUCAUAGUUACACCAGUAAAGAAGCGUGAGUGUGCAUGUGUGGUAUUAGGAACUUAUCUGACUGGUCAAGUGGUUUGGUGCUCUGAAUUACAUAUAUUAGUUACGUGAACACUUCAUUGAUGCACCUGGACAGCUCAACAAGGCAAGAUGAGCUUUUUUUUGAAGGCUCCUUUCAUACUGUGGAAGCAAGAUUGAAGUGGUGUCCAGUAUCAGAGUUACAAAACUAAGUGAAACAUUCAGAAUGAUUCAAAAGGUUACCUGUGAGCCUGUACAGUAUUCAGCCUUCCUUUGUCUUACCUGAUUUUAUUUGUUUAAUUUAAGAGUGAACAUGGGAACAAAUGUACAGAAGCCUUUCUUUUUAGUGCUGCAUGAACUUUUAAUACAUGAUUUGUAACAAACAUUUUCAUUUACAGGUAAAUGCAAAGAAAAAUUUUUCAGGUGAAGGUAUUCUUUUUAGUAGUUCUGUAAGAUAAAUGAGUAGUGUUGUUUAAGAUUCUAUUGAGAAUGGAUAUUGAGGUAAAAUUUAUUGAAAACAGUCAACUGUCAAUACCUUUUUCAGGAGACAGGUAUGGAAGGAUACCCUCAUAAAAUUAUUCUGUUGAUGAUGACAGAAAAUGGGAUUUGAGAAGUUGAUUGCCCAAUACUUAAAAGGUUGUAACCUACAUUCUCAACCCUUACAAGAUCUUGAAAAAUGAUAGAACAAGCAAUAAGCUGAAAUAAGUCCCUUCUCUUCCCUUUUUCUUCCCUUCCUUUCCCUUCUCUUCCCCUUUGCUUUCCUCUUUCUUCUAUUCUUUCCUUUUCUCCUUCUCUUUCCUUUACUUCUCUCUCCUCCUCUCAUUUCCUCUUUUUUCACUCUUUCACUUCCUUUCCUCUUCCUUUCCUUGCCUCUUCCUUUACUAUUCUUUUUUUCUUCCUUUCCUUUCCUUCUUUAUGUCUCCCUUCUUUUCCUUCUCUAGGCUGCUUGCAGAGGAACAGCACCACUGCUCUGUGAUUUAAGACAGUUUGGAUUUUUUAGUCUCAGAAAUUUUACCCCAAUUUAAAAGAUCUUGCUGCAUUGCAGAAGGUCUGCAAUGCUGAAUUUGAGAAGGUGUAAAGGCUACAGCACAGACUUAAUGUGCUGGUUUAUGAAUCAUCAUUAUGACUGGUAUUAAGUUUUACAAUGUAGUGAAUUAUGACCUCAUUUUAUUUUCUCUACUUAUAAUUUAUUUCAAUUUUACAUUGUUAGGAUAUUUUUGUUUAAUAGGUGUAUGUUUGCACUCCUAAUUUUUAUGAGGGUUUUUUAAUACUGGUUUAGGGUCUUGUAAAUGUGGGCUUCUCAUGCCCAUUUAAUGCUGUGAAUUACUGUUUGUCACUGGUUGGGGUUUUGAUUUAUUUUCAAUAAUAAUUUUUCUUUUUUUAGGUUUCUCUAGCAAUGCUGUUUUAUUUAUUGCUAUACCUUUCCAGUAGUUAAGAAUAACUCAGAGUGACUAUGGCACAAAAGGCAGAUGGAAGUGUAUUGUGAAAACAAGCAUGUUUGCUGGGCUCAUGUCAUUCACUUAAGAAUGCUUUUGUAAUACAUAGUCUACAAAGAUAUGGAGUAUCUUUGCAGACUAUGUUGUAUAAUUUUGCAGCUAUGUUCUGCAAAAUUUUUGGCAGAACAGUUGUACUGUUUCUACAAUUCUUUCUGAUUUGUCUAUUUUAUUAUAUAGGUCAGAAUUCAAACCUUUUGAGUGGGUGGGAACAGAUUUUCUGAUUUUCUGACAACACCUGAAAUGGUUUGUAUCUCUGCUUUGGUAGAAAAUUGUUUUAAGUACAGCAGUGGUUUUGUGACUAAUCUCACUUAUGCCACUUACUCCUGUGAAUCAGGAGCAAUUUUACUACUGUCAGGGAAGUUACAGUCAUCUGAUCCUACUGUAAAUUAAAUUGGAAUCAAGCCUUAAAUAUGCCCAAGCAAGUUUAUGAUGGCUGAAGCAUUUGUUUUACUUCUGAAAUAAUAAUGAUAAUUAGACAGUUACAUGUGCAUUUGCUUUUUUUGCUGCUACAAGAAUAUUAAAACCCUGGUCUGGCUAUUCUGAGGUAUUGUAAUACCUGUUCCAUCCAUUCCCUUCCAAAUGGCAAUGGCAUCUAGAUUCAACACAGCAAUGAGCUCCUCCAUUGGCCCCUCUUGCCCUUAAUGACUUUCCUGCCUGUGGAUCUAAUCUACCUGUGCUAAUCCUAGUACUACACAACUAGUUUAGUGUAACAGUCAUCAAAAUGUACUGUGUACAUUAACGAUGAGUGCUGUUGAUCAGCAUAGAUUUCUAGGAGCAUGGUUUGUUAUUGAUUACUCUAAUUGUAAAGAUUCAGUACCUGAGUGCAAAGAACACUCCAUUUCAAUGAUGGUAUUACCCAUAACAGCAUUCCCAGUCAUGAUCUUUAUGCUAUUAAUAUAAUGCUUCAUAUAAUUCAAUGAAGAAUUAACUUUGGGGAUCCCAUCCCACUCUUGAACUUCGACAGGGCCUCUCUUGCAUGCCUUUUCAAAGUCCUGUGGUGGGCCUGACUCAUUGACCUCUAUUUUCACCCCAUCUUUCAUAGAAAUCACUUUUGAUUUUUUUUUUACUUAUUUUACAUACUGUGGUGAAUGGAGAUAACUGUGUAUAUGAAUGUUGGGGUUUUUUUAAUUGUCUAUGAUAGCUUAUGCAUUUUAGGAGAGUUCUGGUACUCUUUUACUAAGAUUUAAUAAAUUUGUUAAUUAAAUUUUCAAUCCCUCCCAACACAAGCAAAUGAGUUCCAAAGAGCACUUGCUGUGCAUUUGGAGCAUUUCUGUCAUACGCUUCUCUUUGUUCAUCUGUCGCCAGAGGUUCUUGCUCAGUAAUGAUGUUUUUGAGAGAAAUAGUAAUUUUCUUGGUCCAGAUUUACUAGAAUAUGAAAAAAUAUAAUGUUUACCCUUGAAAGAAAAGCUUUCAUCUUUUCACUUAAUAAUUGAACAAAACACUAAAAUCAACUAGGGGUAAGCAUUUCUUAGAAUGCAAUUAUAUUAUUCACCUGGUUUAAAAAUGUUUCCUAUUUAAAAUUUAAAAAAAAAAAGAAAAAACUCUUCUUUGUUGUGACUUUACAAAAAAUCCUUUAAAAAAAGUGUAACUAAAUAAAACAAUGGCAUAAAAUACAGAAAUAAAGAAAUUUAAGGAGCAGCUUCUCUCUACUAGGCUAACUAAGAGCUCCAGAAGGCAGGAGCUACCUCUUCAAGACUGGGCUGUCAUCUCAAUGUAAAAGACAAAAUCUGAAAUAUGCUUUCACGCAUUUGCAUGCAGCCAUUAUCUUCCGAACUAUGGAAAGAAAGUCUUGUGGCUGGCUGAGAAGCACCUCACACACCUCCUCUCUCUUGUUCUGAAUGGUGUUUGUGUCAGUCUGCAGCUGUGUAUGGUAUUAUGUCUUAUAAUCCUGCAUCACUUCUAUUCUAUCCAGUCAUAUCUAAUGUAGAAAAUUAGUUUCCAGUGAAAGUAAUAUGUAGUGCUUUUAUGAUAUUUGUGUGCAAUAUCCCCUCUUCCAUUGAGGAUAUUUGAUGUAAAGGAAUCAAACUCAGUUCCACAAUAAAAUACAAAAGUGGUAAA